AUGGCUGAAGACAAUUCUCCAUACAAGGCCGUGGCAACAAAGUGUAGACGCAGCCGCACCAAAUUCACAGAAGAGCAAUUGAAAAUCCUCGUUGACGCAUUCAACAAAAAACCUUACCCGGGUUAUGCCAUCAAACAAAGACUUGCUUUGGAAGUCAACACUGAAGAGUCUAGGAUCCAGAUAUGGUUUCAGAAUCGAAGAGCUAGGCACAGGUUCCUGAAAAGACCUGAGAAGAACUUAGACUUAAGACAAGACCGAGCUUACCCUGAAGAGAACAUUCAAGGUGUGAGAGACAGACGAUGUCGUACCAGCUAUAAUUCUUCCCAAUUACAAACUCUUAUGAAUGCGUUCAUGGAAAACCCUUAUCCUGGGAUUGAUUCCAGACAGCAACUUGCUGAAGAUAUUGGGGUUCCAGAGUCAAGAGUCCAGAUUUGGUUUCAAAACCGAAGAUCUAGACUCCGUAUCCAGAAGAAAAGAGAACCCGAAGAAGGUUCAGCCCAAAGACAAAACCAGGGACAAGAUCUCUGA
Globicephala melas (long-finned pilot whale) is the source of this 528-nucleotide messenger RNA. It is a transcript of the gene DUXA, whose product is annotated as double homeobox A. Gene Ontology annotation, biological process: regulation of transcription by RNA polymerase II. Gene Ontology annotation, cellular component: nucleus. Gene Ontology annotation, molecular function: DNA-binding transcription factor activity, RNA polymerase II-specific; RNA polymerase II transcription regulatory region sequence-specific DNA binding. The record is from RefSeq and is a predicted model, not a curated record. Lineage: Eukaryota; Metazoa; Chordata; Mammalia; Artiodactyla; Delphinidae.